Messenger RNA from Clonostachys byssicola, 801 nucleotides. NCBI's taxonomy places the organism in Eukaryota, Fungi, Ascomycota, Sordariomycetes, Hypocreales, Bionectriaceae. The record is from the annotation of a GenBank genome assembly.
AUGAUCAAUUUCAGCAGACUAUUCAUUUCCGUCGCCCUCCUUUUCGGAGUGGUCUUGGUUCUCUUCUCUCACAACGUUGAGGCUGCCAAGGGUCCCAAGAUCACCAAGAAGGUGUACUUCGACAUUAAGCACGGCGAUGAGGAGCUCGGCCGGGUUGUCUUUGGCCUCUACGGCGGCACUGUCCCCGAGACCGCUGAGAACUUCCGAGCUCUUGCUACCGGCGAGAAGGGCUUUGGUUAUGAAGGAUCUACCUUCCACCGAGUCAUCAAGGACUUCAUGAUCCAGGGCGGUGACUUCACCAACCACGAUGGCACUGGCGGCAAAUCCAUCUACGGCAACAAGUUCAAGGACGAGAACUUCAAGCUCAAGCACACCAAGCCUGGUCUGCUCUCCAUGGCCAACGCCGGCAAGGACACCAAUGGCUCCCAGUUCUUCAUCACCACUGUCAUCACCUCGUGGCUCGACGGCCGACACGUCGUCUUCGGCGAAGUCCUCGAGGGCUACGAGAUUGUUGACAAGAUCCAGAAGGUCGAGACCUCUCGAGGCGAUAAGCCCGCCAAGCCGGUCACCAUCGCCAAGAGCGGCGAGCUGGAAGUUCCUCCUGAAGGUAUUCACCGCGUUUCAUAUACACUCAAACUUGGGCAGUGGGCUGAUGAGUCUGAGGCGCCAAAGAGCGGAUACACCGGCACCCAGACAAUCCUCUUCCUGGGCAUUGUCUUCGCCGCGGUCAUGUUCUUCAUCCAGCACCAGAAGCGCCAGACCAAGGUUGCCGAUGAGAAGUCAAGAGGCUUGAUUGCUUAA